Naegleria gruberi is the source of this 1125-nucleotide messenger RNA. RefSeq lists its product as uncharacterized. Lineage: Eukaryota; Heterolobosea; Eutetramitea; Acrasida; Naegleriidae. The record is from RefSeq and is a predicted model, not a curated record. The transcript has a single exon. The coding region runs from base 4 to 1098 and encodes 364 amino acids.
AAAAUGCUUUGCAACCUUCGUAGACUUUCAAGAACAACUCUAAAGUUGUCAACAAAACAACAACAACAAUAUCGUACCAUCUUCUCCGUCUCAUCUAUUCAAUAUGCCAAGAAGAAGGGUGGUGUUAGUGAUGAAGAAAUGAGUAGGAUUUUAAAUUCCGUCAAUAAAAGUAAAUCAUCUGCUGCAGCAAAGGAAGAACAAGAACUUGAAGAAUUACAAGCCUUGUUAGAAGAUGAAGAAAUUUUGACAAAACAAGAAAGAAAACCAAAGGCUACUACUACUUCUACUACUUCAAAUAAUAAUAAUAAUAAUACUAGAAACAAACCACUCGGAUCCAUAAUAGAUGAAGAUGUUGAUAUUGAUGAUGUUGAAAUGGAUAAAAUGUUGAAAGAAUUGGGACUUUCUGGAAGAUGGGAUCAAUAUAAGGAUAUGAUUAAUUCUUUUGAUAAUGGUACAGGAGGUAAUGGAAUGAAUGAACAACUUAUUGAAGAUGAAGGUGAUUUGAGUUAUGAAGAUAAGAAUGCUUACAAAUUAUUUGGACAAAAUUAUAUGGAUUCAUUGAAGAAUGAAUUUGAUAGUCCUGAAAUUUUCAACUUUAUUAAGAAUCAAGCUGAUACAAAGGGAGGUGAUUUUGCUUCUGCUGCUGCAGCUGCUGCUGUCAACUCUGCAUCAAAGAAGGUUGAAAAGACUCCAUCCACUGCCAAACCAACAGGUAAAUCUGCUACUACUACUACUUCUACUUCUACUACUGCCACACCUGUUGCUAAUAAUUCUCAAAAGAAAUCAACAAGUAAUUCAACAACAACAACUAAACUAUCAAUGGAUGAUAUCAGUAAGAUGGAUUUGAAUAUUUCACCUGAAGAAGUUAUGAAAGAUUUCCAAAAUCCAGCCAUGAAAAAGAUGAUGAAACAAGUUCUUGGUGUUGAUUCUGAGGAACAAUUACAAAAGUUUGAAAGUGAUUUGAAAGCCACUCUUGGACAAGGUAAAUCUCUUAAGGAUAUGGAAGAUGAACUUGAAAAGGAAAUGAAAGAAUUGGAAUCAUUAUUUGGUUUCGCUAAGGAUUUGGCUAAAGGAAAGAAGAAACCUUCCAAAAAGUAAAAGUACACAAAUUUAUUAUUUUAUGAU